CGCGAGCAGCAUCCGGGGAACAUGUCCCAGCGCUUCCGUUCAUCAGCCUCACGGUCGCUUCAGAGCAUGUUUGAUCGAGACAGAGAUCUCGACAAGACGGUCCUCGUGGGGAACAUCCACAGCUGCGUGACAGAGGAGAUUCUGUUCGAGCUGUUCCUGCAGGCUGGGCCGGUAGACGAGGUGUGUAUCUUCAGAGAUGGGCCGCAGGCUUCAUAUGGAUGUGUUUAUUAUAAGCACGCUGAAGCCGUUCCCUACGCUGUGGAACUUCUCAAUGGAAUCUGGCUCUACGGGCAGCCCGUCAAGUUACAGCGUAAAACCGAUGGACAUUAUCAUAGAAAUGAGGCGUGUGCGUACCACACGGGGACAGGACUGAUAGCAGACAGGUGUGUCCCGUUACAAACACACUCCACCGCUUCUGUUGAUGGGGAUUAUAGUACCCAGGACGGUCUAAUACAGCUCCAGGUGUUGUGUGUGUGUGUGUGUGUGUGUCAGGUGUACAGCAGACGUCUGCAGGUGUGUCCUCCAGCUGUGUGGCUCUGUCCUCCUCUCCAGCUGUGUCCAAGCUCUGCUCACUCGUCUGGGACGUCUCUCCACAGGUCCGCCAGCAGCGGCGUGGGCUGUGCAAGUAGACCGCUGUAUGGAGGGCGCUGUUCGAGCAUCCUGACCCCGUAUGCUCCAGUGAGCGCUUUUAUCAGCUCUGAUUCACACGGUCCGCUGUAGACCAGUCAUAUCUGUGCAUGCUCUAAUAAAGCCGUCUGAAUGCACCC
Sinocyclocheilus rhinocerous is the source of this 767-nucleotide messenger RNA. RefSeq names its product RNA binding motif protein 11 (gene rbm11). The record is from RefSeq and is a predicted model, not a curated record. Gene Ontology annotation, molecular function: single-stranded RNA binding. NCBI's taxonomy places the organism in Eukaryota, Metazoa, Chordata, Actinopteri, Cypriniformes, Cyprinidae. Gene Ontology annotation, biological process: regulation of alternative mRNA splicing, via spliceosome. The transcript is spliced from 5 exons. Gene Ontology annotation, cellular component: nucleus. The coding region runs from base 22 to 720 and encodes 232 amino acids.